Solanum stenotomum is the source of this 798-nucleotide messenger RNA. RefSeq lists its product as uncharacterized. The transcript is spliced from 2 exons. The coding region runs from base 91 to 648 and encodes 185 amino acids. NCBI's taxonomy places the organism in Eukaryota, Viridiplantae, Streptophyta, Magnoliopsida, Solanales, Solanaceae. The record is from RefSeq and is a predicted model, not a curated record.
UUUCUCAAAGGGAGGCGGAAGCGCAGUUGAAAGGGUGGAGUUUCCGGCACUGCGCAAAACCCUAGUUUGGGGUGUUCCUCUGAAAACAGAAUGGCAGAAGCGGGACAAGACGAAGAAGAACAUACAUUCCCCCUAAAAAGAAAGCCCCAAGCAGAAGAAGCCAUUGCCAAAUCUCACGAAGACGAUGUAAACAAGAAGCAAAAACUCUCUAUUACUGAUUCUUCACUCGCCCAGGAGAAAAAAGUUGAAGAGGACGAAGAAGAAGAUGAUGAAGAUGACUAUGAAGGUGAUGAUGAAGAAGAUGAGCAGUCCAAUGGAGAGGCGGAAGUCGAUCGUAAGGGAAAAGGGAUUUUAAGGGAUGACAAGGGGAAGGGAAAGUUGAUUGAGGACUCUGACGAUGAUGAUUCUAGUGAUUUUGGGAGCGAUUCUGAUGUUGAUACUGAUACUGACCUCUCCGACGAUCUACUGGCCGAAGUCGAUUUGGGUAACAUUAUUCCCUCCAGGACUCGACGGCGUACCCAUCAAUCUGGCCUUAAGAUAUCUGAUGAUCCCGUUAAAGGAUGUUACCACUCUUUCUUAUGCUUUUGUACAUGCGGAAGAACAGGUCAUUGUUUGGUAAUCAGGCUGUUUCUGUGUUGUAAGAACUAGUCCUUUGGAGGAAUGCCAUUCUUGAUGUUUAACAAGUUUGUGUACCAAUCCUUAACUGCUGAUUUUGUCAUCUCAUUUCCAUUUGCAUGAAACAUUACGAUGUUCAUAUUGUCUUUUUAACCACUUAUUUUGGUCGUUCAAGAGAUGCCA